AUGGGUGAGAAAAAUACGGCAGAGACACAAUCAUCCUCCGCUGUCAUUGGACUACAUACGAAUAAUGGAUCAUCGGUAGCUGCACUCAAAGCCACGACUCUUCUUCAACACACAGCUACAUCAAACGAAAAAGAAGCCAAUAUACUAAAAACACCAUCUACUCAACAAACAGCAGGAACAAAAAUGAACGAAGCAGAAUCCAAUGGAACCCAAAUUAAGAUUUGGAGUCAAAUCGACGGAAACGAUCCAGAAAAAGUGACGCUUCAUGCUUCUGCUGAUAUUGAUGACCUAAAAGAAAAACUGCUUGGACAAGGUGCCAAACGUUUUUAUCAUGCUUACUACAAGGGCACAUCACUGGAGUCUGGAGAGAAAGUUCCACUGGAUACAGUGAGUCAUCAACCAGUAGUACUUGAAAAAUUUAACGCAACUCAGGAAGCAGCAGCUAAUAGUAUAUUAUUCUAA
Messenger RNA from Rotaria sp. Silwood2, 462 nucleotides. The record is from the annotation of a GenBank genome assembly. NCBI's taxonomy places the organism in Eukaryota, Metazoa, Rotifera, Eurotatoria, Philodinida, Philodinidae.